Molecule: messenger RNA, 1605 nt
Organism: Puma concolor (puma)
Lineage: Eukaryota; Metazoa; Chordata; Mammalia; Carnivora; Felidae
Source: RefSeq, a predicted model, not a curated record
AUGGCCCUGGAGAAAGAAAAACUGUGCAAAGGCCCUGCAAAUAGUUCAUUACCGCCGAUUAGUGUGAGGCACUGUGAUGAGAGAAGUGCAGGACAGGGAAGAGAGAAGGGUGGGCGGCAGCGGGUUGGAGGUCCACAAGAAGGUGCCGCCAGAAGAUCUGAGAAUGGGUUUUCACAGCCCCUAAGUGUCGAGGGUGAGGGGACGGAGGGAUCCAGCUCCGGCCUCCACCUCCACUUCCCCACCUGCCCCGACCCAAGCGCCCUCGGGGAAAGGGAACUGGACAGCUCCCCAGGUGGCAUUGGGCUCCUUCCGGGUCAGAGCCGGCCAGCUGAGACCUGCCAGCAGCCAUGUGGGUCUGGGCCUUUGGGGCCUUUCCGACUAGGGUGCUUCGACCUUGGGCGGAGGGCCCUGCCUUCCUUUUUCCUACCGCUCAUGGCCCCCGGCCCUCGGCUCCAGGGCGGGGCGGAGCGGGCUCUUAAAGCAAUAAAUGUAGAUCUUCAAAGUGAUGCUGCUCUGCAAGUGGACAUUUCCGAUGCUCUGAGUGAGAGAGAUAAAGUAAAAUUCACUGUUCACACAAAGAGUUCGUUGCCAAAUUUUAAACAAAAUGAGUUUUCUGUUGUUCGACAACAUGAGGAAUUUAUCUGGCUUCAUGAUUCCUUCGUUGAAAAUGAAGACUAUGCAGGUUAUAUUAUCCCACCAGCACCACCAAGACCUGACUUCGAUGCUUCAAGGGAAAAACUACAGAAGCUUGGAGAAGGAGAAGGGUCCAUGACAAAGGAAGAAUUCACAAAGAUGAAACAGGAACUGGAAGCUGAAUAUUUGGCAAUAUUCAAGAAGACUGUUGCAAUGCAUGAAGUGUUCCUAUGUCGUGUGGCAGCACAUCCUAUUUUGAGAAAAGACUUAAAUUUCCAUGUCUUCUUGGAAUAUAAUCAAGAUCUGAGUGUGAGAGGAAAAAAUAAAAAAGAGAAACUUGAAGAUUUCUUUAAAAACAUGGUUAAAUCAGCAGAUGGAGUAAUUGUUUCAGGAGUAAAGGACGUAGAUGAUUUCUUUGAGCAUGAACGAACAUUUCUUUUAGAAUAUCAUAACCGAGUUAAGGAUGCAUCUGCUAAAUCUGAUAGGAUGACAAGAUCCCACAAAAGUGCUGCAGAUGAUUACAAUAGGAUUGGUUCUUCGCUAUAUGCUUUAGGAACUCAGGAUUCUACAGAUAUAUGCAAGUUUUUUCUCAAAGUUUCAGAACUAUUUGAUAAAACCAGAAAAAUAGAAGCACGAGUGUCUGCUGAUGAGGACCUCAAACUUUCUGACCUUUUAAAAUAUUACUUAAGGGAAUCUCAAGCUGCUAAGGAGAAUCAGGACAAAGUGAAACCAUUAUGUUCCUCAGUCAGAGGACCUAGCUGUAUAGGAACCGCAGAGGAAAAGGAACAAGUAGAAAGCGAGCAUACGGACGGUCUGUUCUUUGCAAACCCAGAUAACCAGGGGAAAGCGCGAACGCAGUCCCCCACUACCACAAAUUAUGCAGUCGAGUUUCCCACAUUUGGGGAAAUCGCAGGGGUCAGCACAUCCGGAGUGCAAUGGAUAAGCCUCGCCCUGGGAAAACCACCUUCGUGA